Messenger RNA from Blumeria graminis f. sp. triticale, 3384 nucleotides. NCBI's taxonomy places the organism in Eukaryota, Fungi, Ascomycota, Leotiomycetes, Helotiales, Erysiphaceae. The record is from the annotation of a GenBank genome assembly.
AUGGGCUUCGUAGGUGUAUACAAGGCGUUAUAUGAUUAUGCGCCUCAGAGUGAAGGAGAGCUGCCUAUUUCUGAUGGAGACAUACUUUAUAUUUUAGAAAAGAGCGAAGAGGACGACUGGUGGAAAGCAAAAAAAAAGGCUUCCGGCGAAGAUGAAGAUGAACCAGUUGGGCUAAUCCCGAACAAUUAUAUUGAGAAGGCCAUACCUGUUACAAAUGCGAGAGCCCUAUUUGAUUACACAAGACAGACGGAUGAAGAGAUUUCAUUUUUAGAGGAUUCAAUCCUAGAUGUUUAUGAUAUCUCAGAUCAUGACUGGAUCUUAGUUGGACUGGAAGAAGAGUUUGGUUUCGCUCCAGCAAACUAUAUUGAAAUUGAAGGAAUAGAAGAUAUAACUCUACAAAGAUCAACAAUUGAUUCAACUAACAAAUCUUGGCAACCGGAAGAUAAAAUCCGCAAUGUAAAAUCGCCUGCAACUGGAAGAAGCUCAAAAACUGCUGUAGCUGGUAGUAUAAAUGACCAGAAAAUAAUCACUAAAACUGUUCAAACUCAGCACACACCGGAAGUAUCUGAAGAUGAUGAACCUCUUACUCCAUCUCUUCCGAAUAGAUCCCCAUCCUCAUCCACACCUGCUUCUAAUAAUGUACAAGGUAUUUCAAGAUCACCAUCCCUGAUCAGAGAUUCAGAGAUUCCUUCGCCAAAUAAUCAAACCUGUCAAAAAAAUACCAACGGUGAGCCGCCAUACUAUGCUCCUGGUGGGUUUCACAUGUAUAAUAUCAAUGAAAUGAUAUCUGUGAUGGGCAAACGGAAAAAAAUGCCUACGACUUUGGGAAUUAAUAGUGCAAUUGGUGUGAUUCUAAUUGUACCGGAAAAAUCACGAGAUGGUCCAGAGCAGAGAUGGACAGCUGAAAAAAUGACUCACUACUCUAUCGAGGGCAAGCACGUAUUUCUUGAAUUAGUUAGACCAAGUAAAAGUAUUGAUUUUCACGCAGGUGCAAAAGAUACUGCUCAAGAGAUAGUUGCUGCUCUAGGUGAUCUGGCAGGUGCAGUUAGAGCCGAGGGUUUGAGAGAGGUAAUAAUGGCUGGUGCUGGUCAAACUCAAAAGAAAGGACAUGUAUUGUAUGACUUUUUAGCUCAAGGUACCGACGAGGUUACUGUUGCUACCGGAGACGAAGUCAUUAUUAUAGACGACUCGAAAAGCGAAGAAUGGUGGCAAAUACGGCGUCUUAAAACAGGAAAUGAAGGUGUUGUUCCAAGCAGCUAUAUCGAGAUUACCGGAGUCGUCACACAACCAAACACGCCAACUGUGAAUGUAGCCCGAUCUACUGUUGAACAAAAUCGACUUGAAGAAGAACGGCUUGCGAAAGAUUCAAUAAGAGCGGUUAAGGAAUUAAGGAGUACAGAGGUAGGACCUGGUGUGCGAUUGCCCGAAAGGGGUAGUAGUUUAUCUGCAAAAGAAAGUAGUAACAGUCAUGGCAUGCAGAGACAAAAAUAUGAACGUAACGAUACUACUCAGACAAGAGGAUCAAAAUCUAGACCCGACCCGGAUAGAGUGCGGACCUGGAACGACAGAUCCAGAUCUUUCAGUGUCGAAGCUCAAUUCUUGGCAUUGAAAGAUGGCAAAAUAAAUCUUCACAAGAUGAAUGGUGUCAAGAUCGCUGUACCUGUAUCCAAAAUGUCAAUAGAAGAUCUAGAAUACGUCGAGCGCCAAACAGGACUAUCUCUAGACGACGAAAAACCGCUUUCUGGCCUUAAGAAGUCUCGAUCACGCGCAGCUUUAGGUACCAGAGAUCCAAUAGCUGUAACGGCCAAUAGAGAUAACUCAGCAAAAAGAUUACAGUAUGACUGGUUUCAAUUCUUUUUAGCCUGCGAAGUCCCUGUUCAACUAUGCGAAAGAUACUCACAAGCAUUUCAGCGUGAUUCAAUGGAUGAAAGUGUCUUACCUGAUAUUGAUGCCACUGUCUUACGUACUCUUGGAAUACGGGAGGGUGAUAUCAUAAAAAUAAUGAGAUUUCUAGAUAAAAAAUAUUCACGUUCUGCAAAGCGUGGUGUAAGUUUCGGUAGUGAGGAAGUUCAAAUUCCUGACGGCGAGCUGCACGGGGGACUCUUUUCAGGACCGGGAGGCACAUUAAAAAAUAAUACUCGGAAGGGGAGACCAAUACCUGCAACACAGACUAACAAUAAAGUUGAUCCUGGUGCAUUUUCUCAAGAUGCAAAAAUAGAGUUGAUAACGGAAGAUGAUGCUGCAAAAUCUAGUUCUGCAACUGUUCUCACUAAAAAUAGCGGGUUUGAAGAUGAUGCUUGGAAUAUAAAACCACCGACAGCUCAAAAGCCAAUAUCUAGCUCAUCCUCAAGUCUUCAGGCACAAUCUGUUCCGACGAUGUCAAAAAUCACAGAUUCCGUGAGUAAUUUAUCGCUACUCUCCGCUCCUUUGGAACCAAUAAAGCUUUCGUCCAGCCAACUACAGGUCACGCGUAAUUCAAAGCCGCCACCAGUACAAUUAACACCACAGACAAUUUCUCCUUCAUUUAUGCCGGAGAUUGGGUCACAAAAAGCUGGUGUAUCUUAUCAGCAACCUAAUAUACCCAUCUCUCAAUAUAGUAACCAAGUGGCUACAGGACUAGACUAUUCUAAUCAGCUGGUAGCCCCGGCUAUACAGUUUCAAGCUCAGAACCAAAGCUCCCUGAUGCACUCUACCCCAGAUAGACCACUUUCAGCACCGAAUGUAAAUUUACAGAGCCACUUCCCUCAUUCUCCACUACAGCCUCAAGCAACAGGAAUGCAGACAUCAGCUGGAUAUCAACCUCCUAACACAUCGCACUUUCAAAGCCAAAACAAUACUAGAAUACAACAAGGAUGUGCUGGAUUAAACACUCAGCCUACUUUAGGGUCAUUAUCUAUGAUGGCAACCCCUCCAAACUACAGCCAACUUCAUUCCAGUCCUCAAAGUAACUUCCAAUUAUAUCAAGUGCAUGGAAGUAUGCAACAGCCUCUCUCCAAACGAGAUGGAGUUAGCAGAUUUGCGGACCCCAAACAACAAUUCUUGUCUGCCUCCCCACAACAAGCUGGAUUUCAAAGUCCUUUCCCACACCAGCUCUUGCCACAAACAACUGGUAUGAAUUCAUUUCUCCCGACAACCCUUCAGCAUCAAAACUCAUCUACUUCUAUAGCUAUUCAACAGCCAAAUGGGUUUAUUCCUAGUUUUAGCCCUCAUUUAACACCUCAGUUCUCACACAAUGCCAUAACGCCAUUAGUUCCUCAAAAAACUGGACCACCCCCCCCUGUAAGGUUUGGUGUCACGGGAGAUUUAAAGAAACUCACACCACAACCUACUGGACGUAGGGCAAAUUUAUCACAAGCUACUCCUCAGAACCCUUUUGGGUUCUAA